GAGAAAAUCCCUCAGCAUAGGUACCCUCGCCACGUCCUUUCCUUCCCUUCCCUUCCUUCUCAUCGAUAGCCACCAAUCAGCAAAAUCAAUUAGCAAAAAGAAGUUGGCCAGUCUCCAGCUGUUGAUGGCGAUAAGCACUGGCAUGCAUGGCGAGGCCUCCCGCCCGUUACCAGGCACCCGGUAACGGGCCCCAUUCGCACAUUGGUCCAGAACCCACACUUCACAUACUAUAUUAUGUACUAUGUCUCUGAGGUGUGCAUACAUACACCCUCCUCGGCAUCUCUCAAGCUCACCAAACUGCAACCCAACGAAACAAACACCAGAUUCUGCACCUCGCAUCCCAUCCCGCUACCAGCCUCAGGGCUUCUUCAUCUCUGUUGGCCGCCAUGUGGAAACCAUCGCUGAACUACAUCACCCUACACUAUGCAUGGAUUAUCUUCGCCGGCCUCCUCGCCCUAGUGGUCGUUUAUCCCUACGGCAAUGUUUCUGCCAUGGACGCCUGGUUCUUCGGCGUCAGCGCAUCCACGGAAUCAGGUCUUAACACUGUCGAUGUAAAGGCAUUGAAAACCUACCAGCAGGUGUAUGUCUACGUAAUACCCAUCAUCACCAACCUCGGCUUCAUCAACAUCAUCGUGAUCUCUGUCCGCCUCCGCUGGUUUCAUAAGCGCUUCAAGACCGCUGCAGCGUCACUCUCGAAGCUGAAUGGCCACUCGCGGGACAUCGAAGUCCAGAUACCAGCGGUUGAACCGGAGAGGCCCGAGAACCGGAAUGCCGAUACCGAGUCGUCCGAGUCGGCCGAACGGACUACACCCACCGACACCCCUGAGACAAACGAAACCGCUCAACUUGCCUCGGGACCUCGCGUCACCUUUGGGGAAGACGUAAAGGGACCGCGCUCAGAUUCGGCCUUGUAUAUCCCACCGCCGAGGGAGCGUGAUGAUGGCCAUUCCUUCGUCGAGAAGAGCUACGUAGCAGAUGACGAAGAUGACGAUGACGAUGCCAUCAAGCCUGCAGCGUCUCAGGGUCUUUCGAGAAGACGAGGAUACCAACACGAAGAUGGCCCCAGCAUGUCACACAGCAGAACCGUGGAGCAGGCUGUCACGUCCCUUUUCGUCCUCGGACAGACCAGGACAGUGUCUUCGAGGCAAUCUGCGUCGAACCCGCGUUCUGCCGCCGAUCUUCCAUACCUUUCCAGGGAGGCAACGGUCGGAAGGAAUUCCAAUUUCCACAGGCUCACCGCACAAGAUCGGGAGCGGCUCGGCGGCAUCGAGUAUCGAGCCUUGAAGCUGCUGCUGAAGAUUGUCACUGGUUAUCUCGUCGGAAUUCACCUGUUCGGGGUGAUUUGCUUACUGCCGUGGAUACACCGGGCGCCGGCGAAAUACACUGAAUGGCUAGAAGAGUGCGCGCAGGACAAGUCUUGGUGGGCCAUUUACUCGGCCCAGACCAUGGUGAACAAUCUCGGCUUCACCCUGACCCCUGACUCGAUGCUCACCUUCAGAGACGCCACCUGGCCCCUGCUGGUCAUGACCUUCCUCGCUUAUGCGGGCGAGACCUUCUACCCGAUUUUCGUGCGCCUCAUUAUUUGGACCAUGUCCAAGCUCGUGCCAAAGCAGUCGUCCAUGAAUGAGACCCUUCGGUUUCUCCUGGAGCACCCGCGGCGGUGCUCCAUGCUCCUUUUCCCUGGCCGGCCGACCUGGAUCCUCUUCGGCAUCCUGUUUGUCAUGAACUUCGUGGACGUGCUCCUGAUCAUCGUUUUCGAUCUCGACAACCCCGCGGUCAACGACCUGCCGAUGGGUCCGCGCAUCCUGGCGGCGCUGUUCCAGGCGGCUUCGUCUCGGCAUACCGGCACGGCGACCUUCAACCUCGCCGCGGUCAACCCGGCCGUGCAGUUCAGCCUGCUGGUGAUGAUGUACAUUGCCAUCUUUCCCAUUGCCAUCAGUAUCCGGGCGUCGAACACGUACGAAGAGAGGUCGCUGGGCGUAUACGACCAAGAACUGCCGCCGGAUGAGUCGAACGGCAAGUCGUACGUCUUGAUGCAUAUCCGGAACCAGCUCAGCUUCGACUUGUGGUAUAUCUUCCUCGGCACCCUCUGGAUUUGCUUCGCCGAGUCCGACAGAAUCGCCGACGUCAAGGAUCCUGCCUUUUCGGUCUUCUCGAUCAUGUUCGAGGUCGUCUCAGCAUAUGCCAACGUCGGCCUCUCCCUCGGCCACCCCUCCGUGAUGACGUCUCUCAGCGGGCAGUUCGGGACCGCCAGCAAAGUCGCCAUCUGCGCCAUGAUGAUCCGCGGCCGCCAUCGCGGCCUACCGUAUGCCGUCGACCGUGCCGUCCUCCUGCCGGGUGAGCCCGAGUAUCAGUAUCAGGGGUUUGAGGGCAACGAUGCCAAUCCGGAGACGCUACCGCGCGGGAAACGGCCUGCCAGUCGGGCACCGUCGCUCCAGCGGGGCGAGGCCGAGCUGGAACGGGAGGAGGCGCAAAAAGGUAGGUAG
Messenger RNA from Chaetomium fimeti, 2486 nucleotides. Its product is annotated as cation transport protein-domain-containing protein. The transcript is spliced from 11 exons. The record is from RefSeq and is a predicted model, not a curated record. Gene Ontology annotation, cellular component: plasma membrane. Gene Ontology annotation, molecular function: high-affinity potassium ion transmembrane transporter activity. The coding region runs from base 387 to 2486 and encodes 699 amino acids. Gene Ontology annotation, biological process: potassium ion import across plasma membrane; intracellular potassium ion homeostasis. Lineage: Eukaryota; Fungi; Ascomycota; Sordariomycetes; Sordariales; Chaetomiaceae.